Messenger RNA from Lethenteron reissneri (Far Eastern brook lamprey), 1459 nucleotides. Its product is annotated as zinc finger protein 239-like. Lineage: Eukaryota; Metazoa; Chordata; Hyperoartia; Petromyzontiformes; Petromyzontidae. Gene Ontology annotation, cellular component: nucleus. Gene Ontology annotation, biological process: regulation of gene expression. The record is from RefSeq and is a predicted model, not a curated record.
UCUGGACGCGUGGCGGUGUUCACUCUCUGCAUGUGGAGUGAGGACAACCGGGAGAUCCGGAGGGAAAUCCACACGACCACGGGGAGAGAGAGAGAGAGACACCUGUCGCUUCCUCUGCAGAAUUGGUCUGAUGGAGCAAAGGCACUCGGCGCGGCUCGGUGCAAAAAGGCAACAAUGCGACCUGCGUGCCAACAGCACAGAUCGUACUGAACAUUUGACACAGCACCAGAGAACUCACACAGCAGAGAAACCCGUCAAGUGCAGUGUGUGUGGGAAAACGUUUGCACAGUCAUCUACUCUUGUAAAACACCAGAGAACACACACGGGAGAGAAACCCUUCAAGUGCAGUGUGUGUGGGAAGGCAUUUUCACAGUUAGCUACUCUUGUAGCACACCAGAGAACACACACGGGAGAGAAACCCUUCAAGUGCAGUGUGUGUGGGAAGGCAUUUUCACAGUCAACUAAUCUUGUAGCACACCAGAGAAUACACACGGGAGAGAAACCCUUCAGGUGCAGUGUGUGUGGGAAGGCGUUUGCACAGUCAUCUGCUCUUAACAAACACCAGACAACACACACGGGAGAGAAACCCUUCAAGUGCAGUGUGUGUGGGAAGGCAUUUUCACAUUCAGCUAAUCUUGUACCACACCAGAGAACACACACGGGAGAGAAACCCUUCAGCUGCACUCUGUGCGGGAAGUCGUUUGCACUUUCACCAAAUCUUCAAAGACACCAGAGAACACACAAGCAUCAGAAGAUCCACAAGGAGUGGAGUCUGAAAUCAGCUUGUGAAAGUCAAAGUGCCGCAAUGAGCCCAUCCCUCAUCAAACAAGAACCGGAAGAAAAUCCCAGCUUGGACACUUUUAAAGGUAUCGAGGUGAAAUGUGAAGAAGUGAUGGUGAAGAGUGAAGAAGUGAUUAUGAAGAGUGAAGAAGUGAAGGUAAAAUGUGAAGAUAAAGAUACAACUCCAAAAUCGGACCUUCACAUCGAUGGAGGCAACGUGAAGCAGGAGGAGACUUCUGACUGCGCGGCAGAGCGAGGCAACUCCCAGCAGUUUGUGGAAGUGGAGGUGUGGGUGGACUUCCUCCGAGACAAUACAAAGUCAAAUGGAGACCCGGGAGAUGUGUAAGCUUGAGACGAUGUUGCUCCAAUAGAUGCACCUUUUGUCACAGACCUUUAAUGACAAGAAAUAAGUUGAACACUCAAUUCCUAGGUUCAACUUGCAGGGUAAGAGCGGCCAGUCUUUAUGGACCUGUGGGUUGGGUAGAUCUCUAACCAGGAGCGAGAGCCAAUAAGCUCCCAAGCAUUCACUUUGUUCUAAUAAUUCAUUUACUAGCAGUCGCCGCCCGCUUCGCGGGCGGUGUGUAUAUGCUUGGUUGGUGGGGAGUUGAAAGUGGCUGGACACAAUAGACAUGUUUUGGUGAUUGUUUUAUGUUUUUAGAUUUGAAGCUUUCGUGACUGC